GAUCAGGUGGGUUCCGAAAACGAAAGCAUGACAAUUUUCCACAUGGUCAAAGAAGAGAGGAAAAAGAGAAUGUUAAUCUGUCUUCACCUUUGAUGACAUCUUUUAAAUCUUUUCAGCUGGAGCUUGACACCAGGCACGAUAAGUAUGAACGGCUUGUGAAGCUCAGUCGUGAUAUAACUAUUGAGAGCAAAAGAACAAUAUUUCUGCUCCACAGGUUUACCAGCGCUCCCAAUGGGAAAGAAAUACUAAAUGAAUCUGAAGUCAAGCUAGAUGCUGUCCGACGGAAGAUUAAGGAGGUUGCACAAGAACUGAUUGGAGAAGAUAUGUAUCAGUUCCACAGGGCCAUAUCUCCAGGACUUCAAGAAUAUGUUGAGGCAGUCUCAUUUCAGUAUUUCAUCAAAACACGAUCUUUGAUUAGUGUUGAAGAGAUCAACAAACAACUAAUAUUUACAGUGGAAGACAGAGAAGAAACAACAAACACGACCUCCAAUGUCCAUGAAAAGCAACCACGCACUUGGAGCCUGAAGGUGACACCUGUGGAUUACCUGCUGGGAGUGGCGGAUCUCACGGGAGAGCUGAUGCGGCUGUGCAUCAGCAGUGUUGGAAACGGUGACAUAGACACGCCUUUUGAACUGAGCCAGUUCUUACGUCAGAUUUACGAUGGCUUUACUUUCAUUGGCAACACUGGACCUUAUGAAGUGGCUAAGAAGCUGUACACCUUGAAGCAGAGCCUGGCGAAAGUAGAGAAUGCCUGCUACACGCUAAAAGUACGGGGAUCUGAAAUCCCAAAGCACAUGCUGGCUGAUGUGUUCUCCACCAAAACGGAAUUGAUUGACCAGGAGGAGGGCCUGUAAAUAGCCUUAAAAUAAGGAGACUGUUGUGACUUGGAAGGGAAGAGGACUUAGAGAAAAAAAAGGUUUUUAGUUAUGGUUUGUGGGGUUUUGACGCUUCUCAAAGCUUUUCAGGUAGGGACAAUUUUAGUUUUAUCUAUGAGAAUGUUGUUUGCAGCGGUAAUUUGU
Molecule: messenger RNA, 1019 nt
Organism: Mesitornis unicolor (brown roatelo)
Lineage: Eukaryota; Metazoa; Chordata; Aves; Mesitornithiformes; Mesitornithidae
Gene: TSNAX
Product: translin-associated factor X
Exons: 5
Coding region: 93-854 (253 amino acids)
Cellular component (GO): cytoplasm; nucleus
Molecular function (GO): RNA binding; RNA endonuclease activity; sequence-specific DNA binding
Source: RefSeq, a predicted model, not a curated record